AUGGGGAGGUGUAUGUGUGGGACAUGCGCAGCAGUCGGUGUGUGAACAGGUUCACGGAUGACGGCUGUGUGAAGGGGACGUCCAUCGCCGCCUCACGGAACGGACAGUACCUCGCCUGCGGCUCUCAGUCGGGCGUGGUCAACGUCUACUCCCAGGAGGCGUGUCUGAAUUCGGCCAAUCCCAAACCUCUGAAGGCAGUGAUGAACCUGCUGACCUCGGCCACCUCUCUGACCUUUAACCCCUCCUCUGAGAUCCUCGCCAUCGCCUCCCGAGCCGAGGACGAGGCCGUGCGACUGGUCCACCUGCCCAGCCUCACCGUCUUCUCCAACUUCCCCGUCUCCAAGAGGAAGAUCGUUCAUCGAGCCAGCUGCCUCGACUUCUCGCCAAACAGCGGCUUCCUCUCAUUGGCCAACAACAAAGGACACGCCCCUCUCUUCAGGUUACUUCAUUACAAAAACUUCUGAAGAAGACCUCACCUGAAAGUUUCACCUGAAAGCAAGAAAAUAAAUCUAAAAACUGACGGAUGCUUUCGGAAACGACACAGAGGUCGAUGGGAUCUGUAGUUUUUGGGCUAAAACUGUAAAAAGUCGCAGACGGACUGAGAGUCGAGCUGAGAGAGAGAAGGAUGGGUCCGUGAUGGAACCAGCAAACGGUCAAAAACCACGUUUCUUUUUUUUAUUAUUUGUAUGAUGUGAUUGUAUAAAAGAACUAAAAAGUC
Molecule: messenger RNA, 718 nt
Organism: Plectropomus leopardus (leopard coralgrouper)
Lineage: Eukaryota; Metazoa; Chordata; Actinopteri; Perciformes; Serranidae
Source: RefSeq, a predicted model, not a curated record